Molecule: messenger RNA, 2349 nt
Organism: Chinchilla lanigera (long-tailed chinchilla)
Lineage: Eukaryota; Metazoa; Chordata; Mammalia; Rodentia; Chinchillidae
Gene: Znf526
Product: zinc finger protein 526
Exons: 4
Coding region: 291-2312 (673 amino acids)
Biological process (GO): regulation of transcription by RNA polymerase II
Cellular component (GO): nucleus
Molecular function (GO): DNA-binding transcription factor activity, RNA polymerase II-specific; RNA polymerase II transcription regulatory region sequence-specific DNA binding
Source: RefSeq, a predicted model, not a curated record
AUAGUGAGGGGUCUCGCACGCCCGGAGCCGGGGGUCUGUGUCAAGAGCUGCAGGACCUGUUAAGGCAAGAGAAAUGGAGAAAGCUCAGGAUAUCAUAGGAACCUCAAGAGGCAGGAGCAGACUCACCCUGAGGAUAUGAAGAUGGUCCCAGCAGUUUCACAAAGGAGAUAUGGGAUGCCUGGCUGGUGUGGGCAACAAUAGACCUCAAGACACAGGAUCACUGAAUACGGAGACAUAAACAUUGGAUUAAGAUUUGUCAACUGAUAGAGGCUGGCACUGCCUUCCCCACAAUGGCAGAGGUUGUGGCUGAGAUGGCUGAGAUGCCAACACAGUCACCAGGGACAGUGGAGAUGCCAAUAUCCGUGUCGUCCAUGUCGGGGGAAAUGGCAGAGAUAGCAACAGAAGUGAUGGAAAUGACACCUGGGGAGGCCCUUGCCUCAUCCCUCUUCUUCCAGCACCACCAGUUUAUGUGUUCUGAGUGCGGCAGCCUGUACAACACACUAGAGGAAGUCCUCUCACACCAAGAGCAGCACGUGCUCACUGUGUCAGAGGAGGAGGCACUGACCACACAGGAUGCCGGCCUGGAACCAGAGCUGAUAGCAGACACUGAGGAGGGGCCUUUCCAGUGUGGUGAAUGCAGCCAGCUCAUCCUCUCUCCCAGUGAGCUCCUGGCCCACCAGGACGCUCACCUCCGGGAGUCUGCAAGCCAGAUCCAGUACCAGUGUGGGGACUGUGAAGAACUCUUUCCCUCACCUGAGCUGUGGGUGGCGCAUCGCAAGGCUCAGCACCUUUCUGCUGCAGUAGCUGAGUCAUCAGCGCCACCCCCUUUACCUCCCCCAACACCACCCCCUCCACCUCCUGAGGUCAAGAUGGAGCCCUAUGAAUGUCCUGAGUGCUCCACCCUCUGCGCCACCCCAGAGGAAUUCUUGGAACAUCAGGGCACUCACUUUGACUCCCUGGAGAAAGAAGAGCAUAAUGGGUUAGAGGACAAGGAGGAGGAAUAUGAAGAAGAUGAGGAUGAUGAUGAUGAUGAAGAGUCAGAGGAUGAGGAGGAGGGAGCUGUCGACUUUGCUGAUGAUACUGUGGGAGGUAACGAGUCCACAGCCGGUAGAGCCCAGGGCCUCGGGGAUUGUUCCCAACACUGUACCUCUGUAGGGGCUCGCCGGAGACACCGAAGAGCAUCCCGAGGAUCAGCAUCAGCUGCCCACCCCUUCCACUGCACCCAGUGUCAGCGCAGCUUCAGCUCAGCAAACCGGCUGCUGGCUCAUGGGCGGGCCCAUGUGGGUGGCACACACGAAUGUACGGCUUGCUCCAAGGUCUUCAAGAAGGCAGCUUCUCUUGAGCAGCACCUGCGGCUGCAUCGAGGAGAAGCUCGCUACCUUUGCGUAGACUGUGGACGGGGCUUCGGCACGGAACUCACAUUGGUGGCCCACCGCCGGGCUCACACUGCCAACCCACUGCAUCGCUGUCGCUGUGGCAAGACAUUCAGCAACAUGACCAAGUUCCUCUACCAUCGGCGCACGCAUGCUGGGAAAAGCGGGGCUCCGGCUACAGCAGCAACAGCCUCCCCAGCUCCAACAGAGCCAAUACCCCCAACCCCACCCCCUGCCCCACCUGCCCAGCUGCCCUGCCCGCAGUGCCCCAAGUCUUUUGCCUCAGCCUCUCGGCUUUCCAGACAUCGACGCGCAGUACAUGGGCCCCCUGAACGGCGGCACCGCUGUGGAGUUUGUGGCAAGGGCUUCAAGAAGCUGGUCCAUGUACGCAACCACUUGCGGACACACACAGGUGAGAGACCUUUCCAGUGCCAUUCUUGUGGCAAGACAUUUGCUUCUUUAGCCAACCUCAGCCGCCACCAGCUGACCCACACAGGUGUGCGUCCCUAUCAGUGUCUGGACUGUGGCAAGCGCUUUACACAGAGCUCCAACCUGCAGCAGCACCGGCGGCUGCACCUGCGGCCUGUUGCCUUUGCCCGUGCACCCCGGCUUCCCAUCACUGGUCUCUACAACAAGAGCCCCUACUAUUGCGGGACCUGCGGCCGCUGGUUCCGUGCCAUGGCAGGCCUACGGCUGCAUCAGCGGGUCCAUGCCCGAGCCCGGUCCCUGACACUGCAGCCUCCCAGAUCACCGUCUCCUGCCCCACCCCCAGCCCCUGAGCCUCAGCAGACUAUCAUGUGCACAGAGCUCGGGGAGACCAUCGCCAUCAUUGAGACAUCGCAGCCACUGGCACUUGAGGACACGCUGCAGCUGUGCCAGGCUGCACUAGGGGCUAGUGAAGCAAGCGGGCUGUUGCAGUUAGACACAGCCUUCGUGUGACAUAAAUGAAGAGCAACAAUAAAAGGGUUUGGUUGCA